GUCAAAUGUAAAAGCCACGACUGUUAUCAAAUAGUUCUUGAUGUACUAAGCUCUGAUGGCUGGAAUAUAUUUGGUACCUCAAUAUAACAUGAGAUGUCUACCUUCAAGCCACCCACAAUCCAAAAACUUACUAUCGGCGUCAAAGCGUCUCUCAUUCGGAGACUACUCUCUUAUACAAUACAUAUAUCCCUACCCUCCUUCGUUUACCUAUCUGCUCAAGUCAACUACAGAAAGUAAACAACACAUUCAAGAACUGUCAACAUUCACAAUAAUUCAAAAUGGGUGUACUUAUUGAACGACCAGCUGAACAACCAGCUGAACGGCCAGUUGAGCGGCCGGCUUCGUCCUCCCAGAUGCACCACCAGCUACUAUACGUAAUGUACAUCAUUUUAUAUGGUACGCUGUCGCUCGCAGGUAUAUGCGCCGUCGCUAUGUUCAUGGGCAGCAACGUUGCGAAAGACAUACGCAGUCUCACAGAUGAGAGGAACAUGCCGCCUCUCUUACCACGAACAACCCCGACCGAACCCGCGGUCCCGAUGCCGACUGGCGCGCCGCUCUUCGACCUCCCGCGCAGCCACGUAGGCGACGUGCCGUACGGCGUCCCGAUCUUCACGUGCGCGAACCCGGGACAGAUCGCGCUAACGUUCAACGAGGGCCCCUCGGAGUGGACGCAGACGAUCCUGGACGCGCUGGACCACUACGACUUCAAGGGCACCUUCUUCAUCGCGGGGUCGGCGCCCACGGACCCGAACAACAACUCGUCGGCGCGGCACACGAACGUAGACGACCCGGGGACCGGGUGGCCCGCCCUGCUGAGCCGCAUCCACGAGAGUGGACACCAGAUCGCGUCGCACACGUACACGCACGCGCGGCUCGACGGGGACGGCGGGGCGGAGGCGCUGGUUAAUGAGAUGGUGUAUAACGAGAUGGCGCUGCGCAACGCGUUUGGGCUGAUCCCGGCGUACAUGCGUCCGCCGUACGGGGUGUGGCGCGAUCCUAAUGUGCGCGAGCAGCUUGAGGGGCUGGGGUACCAUGUUAUUAUGCAUAACCUGGACACGCACGACUACGAGCACGAUGGCCCGGAGGAGAUACUGAAGUCGGUGGAUAUGUUCAACGAUAUUGUGCGAAUCGACGGGAAUGGUUCGUAUAUCGUGCAGAUGCAGGAUUCGAGGCAGUGGACGGCGAUGGUGCUCGUUCCUGCUAUACUGGAGUCGAUGGUGCAGAGGGGGUACCAGGGUGUGACGGUGGGGGAGUGCUUGGAUGAUGCGUUUUUCUAUUGGUACCGCCAGCCUGAGCCAUGA
Annulohypoxylon truncatum is the source of this 1301-nucleotide messenger RNA. RefSeq lists its product as uncharacterized. The coding region runs from base 279 to 1301 and encodes 340 amino acids. Gene Ontology annotation, biological process: carbohydrate metabolic process. The record is from RefSeq and is a predicted model, not a curated record. The transcript has 2 exons. Gene Ontology annotation, molecular function: hydrolase activity, acting on carbon-nitrogen (but not peptide) bonds. Lineage: Eukaryota; Fungi; Ascomycota; Sordariomycetes; Xylariales; Hypoxylaceae.